GGUUCCGGCUUUCGGCACCCUAGGUAGGACGUGCUGCACUCUUUGCUUUGCUGUUUGAGAGGACCUCUUCAAAUUAAUUCACUAUGGCUUUGCAACGCCUGAAACAGCUUUCUUCCCAUCUUACGGGUUCCUCAGCCACGGGCUUGACUGCUUUGGAGCAGAAACAUCCAGAUGACGUGGUCAUAACAAUGGCCAUCCGUUCUCCGUUGACCAAAGCGAAGAAGGGUGCUCUGAAAGACAUGAUGACGGAUGAGCUUUUGCUGGAGAUGUUCAAGCAAGCAAUAGCUCAGUCUCAUGUCGAUCCGAAUACCGUUGGUGACAUCUGCGUGGGCACAGUACUCGCUCCAGACCCAGUCUAUCAUGCUAGAGGAGCCGCGCUGGCAGCGGGUUUCCCGGAAACUGUACCAGUUCAAGUUGUCAACCGCUUUUGCUCUAGUGGCCUCAUGGCCGCAACUGUCAUCUCAAAUCAAAUCCGCUCUGGCCAGAUUGAAAUUGGACUUGCUGUCGGCGCUGAGUCCAUGUCCCAAAACCCUGACAAAGGUGCUCCACCUCAGUCCGAAGCUCUUGGGGCAAAUGCUGCCGCUAAGGAUUGUCUUUAUCCCAUGGGUUGGUCCAGCGAGAAUGUCGCUCAAGAUUUUGAUAUUUCGCGGGAGAUUAUGGACGAGUUCUCGGCGAAAUCUUUUCAACGGGCUGAACACGCUGAGAAAUCCGGUUACUUCGCGAAGGAGAUUGUUCCAUUCACUGUGUACCAGAAAGAUCUUACCACUGGUGAACGGAAAAUGGUUGUGGUAACAAAGGACGAUGGUAUCCGUUACGGGACGACGAAAGAGGCACUUCUGAAGAUACGGUCAGCAUUCCCUCAAUGGGGCAAAGCAUGCACGACGGGUGGGAACGCAAGCCAAAUCACUGAUGGCGCAGCAGCAAUCAUGAUGAUGACUAGGCGCAAGGCAGAGGAGCUUGGACUUAAAAUUCUGGGCAAGCAUGUCAGUACCGCUGUUGCAGGCUGCCCUCCUCGUGUGAUGGGCAUUGGCCCUGUGUACGCCAUCCCCAUGGUUCUUCGAAACGCCGGGUUGAGUACAGAAGACGUUGACCUGUAUGAAAUUAAUGAAGCAUUUGCUUCGCAGUACGUCUACUGCAUCCGGGAGCUCGGUCUAAACCCGGAGAAAGUGAACGUUAACGGAGGCGCUAUAGCCUUUGGCCACCCAUUAGGGUGCACCGGAGCGAGACAGAUUGUUACGGGAUUAAAUGAGCUCCACCGGAGAAAGGGAAAGGUGUUGGUCACUUCUAUGUGUAUCGGGACUGGAAUGGGUGCAGCGGCAGUCUUUGUCCGGGAGUGAAGAGAUGGAUAUUUUUACCGUUAACUUUGUAUUUUGAGACCAUGGUAUCCAGAUACUUAAGCUUAGCCGUGAUGCCGUUUUGUAAAUUGGUGGUCCGACGAAUACACAAUUGCUUCUGUUCCC
Molecule: messenger RNA, 1460 nt
Organism: Suillus paluster
Lineage: Eukaryota; Fungi; Basidiomycota; Agaricomycetes; Boletales; Suillaceae
Product: Thiolase, N-terminal domain-containing protein
Exons: 8
Coding region: 84-1337 (417 amino acids)
Biological process (GO): phenylacetate catabolic process; fatty acid beta-oxidation
Cellular component (GO): peroxisome
Molecular function (GO): acetyl-CoA C-acyltransferase activity
Source: RefSeq, a predicted model, not a curated record